GGUCCCAUCAAGUCAUUUCUGCUAUAUCUCUGGACCCUGGUUGGCCCUCCCAGGCCCUCCAGUACCAGAUCAGAGAGUAACUGCUAGAGUCAGUCUGGAUCCUCUCGUCUAUGAUCCGCUGAAGCUACUAAAGCUGCUGUCACAUACAAGAUGAGGCUGCUGCCAGUUGUUGUUACAGUGUCACUAACGGUGGCGCUCGCUUAUUAUGUUUACAUCCCGCUGCCGGAUGCCAUCCAGGAGCCGUGGAAGCUGAUGAUGCUGGAUGCUGGAUUCCGGACAACGAUGCACCUGGCCUCUUUAAAGUCUUGGCUGGGCUUUGACCAUUACAUCACGUCAAUCAGGCGGUCCUCAGAUGGGUUUGAAGGCAUGAUGAAGGGGCUGAGCAGUUCUGAGUCCGGCGCAGGAGGGGUCAUGCCCGGAGUCAAAGUCAGCGACAUCACUUUCGCCGGCGUCCCGGUCCGUGUUUACGAGCCCCCGGCUGGAGGGGAGGGUCAUCUGAGGAGAGGGCUGAUGUUUUUUCAUGGAGGAGGCUGGGCUCUCGGCAGUGCCAAGAAGGGGUCGUAUGAUACCAUCAACCAGAUGUUGUCCGACGAGCUCAACACUGUUGUGGUCUCUGUUGAGUACCGUCUGUAUCCAGAGGUGCACUUUCCAGUACCUUAUUUAGACUGCCUUGCCGCUGCCAAGCACUUCUUGUCCCCAGAGGUUCAGGCCAGGUAUGCAGUCGACCCUGAGCGUGUGGCUGUGGCAGGUGACAGUGCUGGAGGAAACCUGGCUGCUGCGGUCGCUCAGGAGAUUUCCACAGAUGACACUAUGAGUGUGAAAUUCAGCGUCCAGGCGUUGAUCUACCCAGUGCUCCAGGCUCUGGACUUCAACACGCCCUCCUACUUGCAGAACCAAAAUAUACCCAUCCUCUACCGGCACCUUAUGGUGCGCUUCUGGCUACAGUACCUCGGUGCUGACCUCUCCCUGCAGUCCCAGUUGCUGGCGAACAACCACAGCUCCUUACACCUCCCAAACAUCACCCCAGAGCUGAGGGCGCGGCUAGACUGGACCGUCCUCCUGCCCCCGAAACACAAGAAGAACUACAGGCCUCUGAUUGUGGAGAAAGGUUCACAGGGGGCAGGGAAGGAGGUGCCGGGGCUGCUGGAUGUGAGGGCGUCACCACUGUUAGCAGGACCGGAGGUUUUGGCUAAAUGCCCUCGAGCAUACAUCCUAACAUGCGAGUAUGACGUGUUGAGGGAUGACGGUCUGAUGUACGCGCGGCGCUUACAGGACGCAGGCGUCACAGUUACCCAGGAGCACUAUGACGACGGCUUCCACGGAUGUUUCACCUUUAUAACCUGGCCAAUGGAAUUCGAUGUAGGGAAGCGAGCACUCAGGGGUUACCUCAACUGGCUGCAGAACAACUUGUGAGAGUGUGUAUGUGUGUGUGUGCAAGUGAGUGUUUAUGAGUGCAUGCAUGUGGGUGUGGGUGUUUUAUUGAUAUGAAUGAACUAGUCCUUGCUUAAUGAAUCUGAGCUCUUUGCUCUUUGUUUAAAAUAUAAGCUCAGGACCCUCCUGUUCCUGCACACGCACACACACGCACGCACGCACACGCACACACACACACACACACACACAUACAUAUACACACACACACACACACACACACACACACACACACACACACACACACACACACACACACACACACACACACACACACACACACACACACAAGCUGGCAGUGGAGAAGGGCAAAUAUGUUAACAUGAACAUGGCUAACACUGUGACCAGCUAACAAACAUACCCAAUAGAUGCUCAGCCACAAGCUUUCCACUAAUGGAUAAAUGAAUCUAGUGUUUCCACUGGGAGGGGCCACAUCAGUACACUUAUUCUUAUCCACAAACACAUAAGCAAUAUACUUCCUGUGUUAUUGGUUUUAUACUUAAUUUUUAGAAUAAAACAAACAAAAGUGGAUGUUAGCAGUGGUUUUAACUUUUAUUUUUAUUUUUUUUUAACUAUGUGACCCAGCAAGUUACUGUAUGUUCAGUAUUGCACCACUUUGGUCCAGAGACUGAAAUAUCUCAACAACUAUUGGAUUGAUUGCCUUGACAUUUUAAACAGAGUCAUGUUGUCCAGAGGAUAAAUCGUAAUUACUUUAGUGACCCCCUGACUUUUCCUCUAGCGCCACCAUUAGGUUGACAUUUGUGGUUUUACAGUGAAAUGUAAACUAUCAGAUGGAUUAUGAAAUUUGGCACGCACAUUCAUGGAUCCCUCCGAUUCAUUUGUAAUAACUUUGGUUGAUCCCUUAACUUUUAAUUUCCAGGUUGAAAUUGUAAUUUGCCCACUUACCUGCAGAACUGAUGCCAUUCUCAUCAGCCUCAGCUGUACGUUUUAUGUUUAGUGCUAAUUAUCAAAUGUUAGCAUGAUUACAUGCUAAGCUAAGAUAGGAAACAUGGAAAACAUUAUCUGCUUAGCAUCAGAACUUGAGUAUUGUCGGUGUGGGCAUGUUAGCAUGCUGACAUUAGCAUUUAGCUCAGUACAGCCUCACAGAGCCGUUAGCAUGGCUGUCGACUCCUGUUGUAGUGAGAAAGAACAAAGUUCACAAAAUUAUAAAUUUUGAAUGGGGAAUUCACGACCUUUCUUGUGAGCUUUUUGUGUGUUCACCGCUGUAGUAACCGCUGUAACACUCAUCUUGUGCUCCUUGCACCACAAGAGGUGAUGUCUUUCCUGACAAAUGAUGCUUGACAAUCACUGACAAAAUGCACUAUUUACUUAAGUUUCAUUCCGUUUAUUACAGUGUUCAGGACAUUUUAUGUAUCUGAACAUGCCCUUACUAUGCAUUAAAUGUUUUGUGAUUUAAAUGAGUUCCUUUGACAGUGGCAGUCCCAAAAUGAGUAGUAUCUCAUUCUCCUUAAAAUCUGCUCUGCUGGGUCAGCACAGGCUAUAGCGUUGUCAGAUGUCUACAUAUAUAUAGAACCACUCCUAAAAUUUAAAAAAAAGUAACAUGCAGGACAUCUGGGGUUCAACCCUUGCUUAUUAGAUGUAUGUAUUUAAACUGAAGGGCUUCAAACAAUGUCAUUUUACUUCUAAAUGUAAUUGCCACAUGUCUCUGCUAUGCCCACUGUUAUGAUUUAUGAAGGAACUGAUGAAGGGUGUCAAUAAAAAAUGUGAAGUGAUA
Molecule: messenger RNA, 3163 nt
Organism: Perca fluviatilis (European perch)
Lineage: Eukaryota; Metazoa; Chordata; Actinopteri; Perciformes; Percidae
Gene: nceh1a
Product: neutral cholesterol ester hydrolase 1a
Exons: 5
Coding region: 151-1413 (420 amino acids)
Cellular component (GO): membrane
Molecular function (GO): carboxylic ester hydrolase activity
Source: RefSeq, a predicted model, not a curated record